Molecule: messenger RNA, 6402 nt
Organism: Plectropomus leopardus (leopard coralgrouper)
Lineage: Eukaryota; Metazoa; Chordata; Actinopteri; Perciformes; Serranidae
Product: pituitary adenylate cyclase-activating polypeptide type I receptor-like
Biological process (GO): cell surface receptor signaling pathway; adenylate cyclase-modulating G protein-coupled receptor signaling pathway
Cellular component (GO): plasma membrane
Molecular function (GO): peptide hormone binding; G protein-coupled peptide receptor activity; vasoactive intestinal polypeptide receptor activity
Source: RefSeq, a predicted model, not a curated record
AACGCGGUGAGUGCGUCCUGCAGCAGCAGCAGCAACAGCAGCAAAGGCACCUGUCGUUUUCCGGACGACCGUUUCGGGAGUAAAGCAAGGUGUUCUCCAAAAAGAAAAUCAUAGCGGUGGGGAUCCGUGUAUAUCGAUGGCUUCAUGUGCAGAUAUUCCCGCCUGUGAAAAUUACGCAUCGAGCCCUUGAUGCUGAAGUGUGGUGACGCUGAGGGGAGCAAUUUCAGUGCAUCCCUGUGAACGCACACACCCCGAUAAACACACACACAUAUUGUGGAGCCUUUUGGAUACACACAGGAGACAUGAGAGGCUACCUGCUGACUGCAAUCUUUCUGCUGCCCUUGGUGGCCUCAGAGUCCGAGCAUUGUAUAAUCAAGCGUGAACAUGAGAAAUGCAUGGAGAGGAUCAUGCUGCACAACCCCAGCGAUGACCUUGAAUUAGUUUGUCCGUGGAUGUGGGAUAACCUGACUUGCUGGCAGGCGGCAAGCGUCGGCGAAGUCGUGGUGGUCAACUGUCCGGAGCUAUUCAACGACCUCAUGGACCCCGAGGACGAGAUGGGGAAGGUCAGUCGAAACUGCACCGAGGACGGCUGGUCUGAACCUUACCCACACUACGUGGACGUUUGCUUAUUCUAUGACAACAGCACCAAACUUACAGAUGACUUGGUGCAUACGUACUACGCCUCAGUGAAGGCCCUGUACACAGUCGGCUACAGCACGUCGCUGGUGUCUUUGACGACAGCCAUGGUCAUCCUCUGCAGAUUCAGGAAGCUCCACUGCACCAGAAACUUCAUCCACAUGAACCUGUUUGUGUCCUUCAUCCUGAGAGCCAUCUCAGUCUUCAUCAAGGAUGGUGUGCUGUACGCUGAGGAGGACCACUGCUUCGAACACACGGUGGCGUGUAAAGCAGUGAUGAUUUUCUUCCAUUACUGCGUCAUGUCCAACUAUUUCUGGCUCUUCAUUGAGGGUCUGUAUCUCUUCACUCUGCUGGUGGAGACUUUCUUUCCAGAAAGACGCUACUUCUACUGGUACACAAUCGUAGGAUGGGGAACUCCCACCAUCUGCGUCACUGUCUGGGCAGUUCUGAGGCUCCACUUUCACGACACUGGAUGCUGGGAUACAAAUGAGAACACUGCCCUCUGGUGGGUGAUCAAAGGACCAGUUGUGGCCUCUAUUAUGAUCAAUUUUGUCCUCUUCAUUGGAAUAAUCAUCAUCCUGGUCCAGAAGCUGCAGUCCCCCGACAUCGGAGGGAACGAGUCAAGUAUUUACCUCAGCUGUGCUCAGAAAUGCUUCAGUGAGCCCACACAGGCUGUUCAGCAUUCGUGCAGGAUGUCAGAAUUAUCCACCAUCACACUGCGUCUGGCGCGCUCCACCCUCCUGCUCAUCCCUCUGUUUGGUAUUCACUACACUGUGUUCGCCUUCUCACCUGAAGAUGUCAGCAAGAGGGAGAGACUGGUCUUUGAACUGGGACUGGGAUCCUUUCAGGGCUUUGUUGUAGCCGUCCUUUACUGUUUCCUCAAUGGAGAGUUUCUCCCUGAAGGUGCAGUCGGAGAUCAAGAGGAAAUGGCGCAGCUGGACAGUGAACCGGUACUUUGCUGUGGACCUGAAGCAGCAGCGGCACCCUUCGUUGGCGAGCAGUGGAGUGAACGGCGGGACUCAGCUGUCGAUCCUCAGCAAGAGCAGCUCCCAGAUACGCAUGUCCAGCCCGAUGGCGGAGAACGCCAACAUCAGCCUCCCAACCUGAGCGUCUGAUUGGCAGGAAUCAACUUAAAGGUGCCGUUCCACUUAUGUACACCCAGACCAACCAGAGCAGACCAAAGUGGCCCCUCAUACCUCUUACAUUUUGUAGUAUGGCCUUUGAAAAUGAGGUAUUUCUGGAAGCAUUUACUGGAGAUUCAUCAGAGGUGCAUAGCUGACUUUGAUACUUUAGAAUUUAAUUUUAGUUGACUCAGUGGAUAGUGAUUUUUCUGAUUAAUUAUGCACUUGAUAUUUUAACCAACAAAUUCCCCUUCGUAGAAUACAAAAGAGAAAAAUUAUUAGAAAUUCUCUUCCCACCAAUGAUUUUAUUUCAGAUUUAUCCCCUUUCAUUGUUUUAUUUUGAAUUAAUAUUAAUGUAGUCAGUGCCAAAAAACAGUACUAGUUGUAAAACAAAAGAAAACAGUAGUUAAACAUCAAAUGUAGGGGUCAUACUUGGCUGUUGGUGUGAAAAGUAAAUGUGCUUUCAAAGUGCCAUACAGGUUGCCUGACUGAAUCUGAUCUCAGUCGAAACUUUAAAAACAACCAAACGUUCGCCUUGCUUGUACAAAUGCUCAUUGUUUAAAUGUUUCAUCUAAAAUUUCGACAUUUUUCUACUAUCAGCCGUAAGUACAGAGUAUGUCAAAAGAUAUAUUGAAAAAAGAAAAUAGCUCAUGGACUUUGUAAAUAGUUACUUUUGAUGUCUAGAUCAGAGUUUUGUUUUUUUUCUUUUGCAUAAUGCAGUAUUGUAAUGACCUUUUCAAACAAAAGGAACUGGAGCCCAAAUCUGUAGACUUCAUCACAUGUCCUAAGAGACCCAGAAGAUCCUGCCCACUAUAUUCUAAACUAUUUGUUUGUAUUAAGUAAAAACGCACACACACGCACAGUAUAUACAGAGGAACACAGUGCCAAAACAAUUGAGCGCUGUAGGGCAGUGGUUCCCAACCUUGUAGUUUAACUCUGUCUCCUAGAAAUGAUCUUUAUGUGUUACUAAACUGCUGUCUUGAUUAUGUUGUUGUGGCAGUGCAAAAUUCAGGCGAUGAAACAAUACAUUAAUGCAUCAUGUAUGCUUCAAAAAGACAAAAAGAGGUGGUUAACGAGGAUGGCGAGCACAUGAUGUGAAGGACCUUGAAGCCAGAGCUUCAGGUUCAGGUCCACACUUCUGUCUUAGGUUCACGAAACAAAAGCACUCUGAUUAAAGUGAGUGAAAUAUUGUGAUUUCUUUAAAUGGAAAUAUAAUUUUUUUUUAUUAUUAUGCUGUAGAAUCAUCAGUUGGAGACCCCUUUGUCAACUGAGAUUCCUUUAAGGCAAGCAGUCGUCUUUUUUGGUUUGUUUUGGUUUGAGGUUUGUUUGUUUUUUUGUCGGUCAGUGUGGAGUGUACUUCUGGGAGCAUUUUUGUCCCCAGAUUUUGCUGCAGAGCGAGCACUCCUUGCAUUUAUCCAGCUCUCCUGUACAGUCAGUGGCCAACACAACAACAGCUUCCCAAAGGAAGAGAGGCUUUGCCCGUUCAGGCUGUAAAAUAUUUUCUGCUUUUUGCGUAAAGGUGAUGAAUUUACAGCUCACAGAAAAUUAAUACUAUCUGGCUUUUGUUUGAUAUCUAGUAUCUGCAAAAAUGUUGUUGCACAUUUCCAGUCCAUCAUUAGCGUAGUUAACUUGUUUACUAUAUUAUGUGUAUGUCACCGUCACCAAAUCCCGGUUCAAACUCUCAAAAAGUUUGAGACAAAAAGGAACAAAUAGCUGAAUAUUCAUAUUAAAAAGCCAAAUCUGUCGGGACAAGUGGAUACUGUUAACUGUUAACUGUCUGUUAAUGAACUUUUCAUUGAUAGGUUCAGUAUCAACAUUGUUGAGACUUGCCAGAUGUGUUGAUCAGCAGUGUUUCCUCAUUAUGUUAUAGAAAACAUAAUUUGCUUGGCAUGAUGUUUCCCUAAAAAAAAACCUUGAUGAUCUGAAUUUAAGGAAUCAAAAGAUGAGUCUUAGAGGUUGAGAAAUAUCAGCUACAACAAGUUGGAAAUGAAAAGCAAUGUUUUUCUGCUUAAUUAAAUUAUGUUAAUUUUGCAACAUUAAUUUUAGUAUUUUGUCUUGUUAAGUACCAGAUACUUUCAUGUCUGCAGACUUUGAAUGAAAAGCUUUGAGACAGGCUCACUGCUUUAAAACAAUGUGUAAAUACAAAAAAAAAAGAAAAAAAAGGUUGGGAACCAUUGCUGCAGAGGAUAUCACAGUACCAGAGGGAAUACAAAAUAGGAUUAAAAAAAUUAAAUCUUUCAAUCUCUGAACUGAUUUAUCCUCACAGCUAGUGUUAAUAGUUUCCUUCAGUUGAUUUCCCUUUCAGUGUCAGUCAUGUUCUUGCAGACUGUGAACAUACGUGUGCCAUGUAGUGGAUGCUUUAAGCUCCUCAUAGUGCAAUGACUUUAUAUGUGCAGUUUUUUAUCAGCAGGAAUCAAACCCUCAACAUGCUCUGAAAGAGAACAGGACUCUUUGUCUCUCUCAGCCCUCAGCCCAUCGUGCCAUAUUAUAUUGCUCUCCAUUUUAUUUUUUUAAUAAAGCAUCUUCAACACUCAUAUUCCAAAGUGCCUAGUCAGUCACGAAUAGCUAUCACUUUCAUUUCCAGUAUGAUGAACAGAUAUUUUAGAAUCGUAGUAAGAGUAAUUUCCUGCACAGAAUGUACAGAAUGGUGUGUUUUAAUAGCAUAGUUAUGCUUUUUUCAUCGUUUUUGCUCAUUUAUUGGUGAAAAUCUUCAAGUAAAAAGAAUCCUGCUGGGGUUUUUUUCUUUUUAAUCAUAAUGAGUAAUAUCUCAACAUAACUGCUACUUUAUAUAGCCUCAAAAUAACUCCGGUUUCAAUUCGGCGUCAACGUCAAACACAUAAACAGCUUCAAAAACGGUCAACGCAAAAUGCUUUACUGUGACGGCUCUUGACAAUCGCUGAGUGCUGAUUUUCUCUUUUUAGUUUGUGCACAGACUAAGCUCACAAACAUAAAUAAAUCAUUGAAUAAGAUGAAAUGUGAAAGUGUACAGGAGGAUUUAUUCACAAUAUUUACUCAAGAUAUUUAUUUUUUUGUACUGUCAUUUGAGUGGAUUAAAAGAAUGUAGUAUCUUAAAACAACAAAUUGAACAUUGUUGAAAAGAAAAGGAUGUAUAUUUAUUUUCCAUAAGCCAGUGCCAUGUGACUCAAUGUACAGUAUACAUGCUUUCUUGUGUGUAAUUUAGUUGUGUGCCUGAUGUAUGAUUUCAUUACACUGAUUGAUAUUGACUCUUUUGGUCAAAGUGCCAUAAAAGUUGUGCCAUAACGGGUGAGAUGCGUGGCACAAUGUGUCAUUUCUAAUUUUAAAUACAGGAUUUUUUUUUUUCUGAAGCUGCAUAGGGUAUUGUGAGAGAUGAAACUGAGAUGUAAACUCUAACAAAAAAAUUUUAAAAAAAAGAAAAAAAUGAAAAAGCAUACAUACUACUGAAGAGAUGCAUCUGUUUUAUGCAGCUGCUUGGCUGCUUUUUGACAAAACAGUGUGUGACUGUGAGAUACUAUGAAGGGAAUAGCAUAUUUUUAGAAGGAGGAAAGACAGAUAAAACACAAAGUGUGUACGAGGGUGCGAUAAAAACCACUCUGCUGCUUACGUGUUCUAUCACCAGCCGUCACUCUGAGUCUGAAUCAGCUCAGAUGGAAACGACCAUGUCUCAAAGCUGUUAAUGUCUGUGAAAAGAAGAGUAGAAAACUCCUCACUUGACCAUGUCUGUGCUGUAUAUUUGUUUAACCACAAGGUGGCAGCAAAGUGUUUGUUUUUUAAUUUGAUGGCUAUACAGAGAGGGCCAUCUUUGACUCAUUUGCUUUUUGAGCCUUGUACUUUGAAUUUUGGAUGGAAAAAAAGAGGCAGUGUGGGGCAUUGCAGCACCUAAAUGCCACAUUCUUAACACUGUUCACAUCUACACAUUGUGAUUUUGUUUCACACAAAUCAACAAAUAAGCCUGCAAAUGAGUAUUUUCUUAAUGAGGCCUGAUGUUUUCUCUCAAUCCCAAAAUUUCCUUUCUGGUUUCUUUAGUUUAAGAACAAACUGUGAACUAUUUAAAAAUUCAAAAUAUUUACUGAGAUGUGAGGAAAUGUUGAGAAUUAGGAGGACCUUUUAAUGCUCAGGCUGUGUAACUUUUCAGCCUAGUCGCCAGAAGAAAAUGUUGGUAUUGUACGCUUCUGCAAACCACAGAUAUGUUCAAUUUUUGUGUUUCAUAUGUAUCAUAUUAAUGUGUGUAAUGCUGCGUUCACAUGGAAUCAAGGAGACAGAUCGAUAAAAUAAGGUGAAAUACUGCAGCGUACCUAUGAAUUUAUGGCUCGUUUUGAAGGUGAUGUAACCGCUGUUCCUAUGUUGCCAAGUUUACAUAUAUUAGUCAACUAUAACAAUAAAUUAAAAGGAUGUUUUGCUUCCUUUUCAUUUUUACUUUUUUAAAGUUAGCAGCUAUAGACUGAAAAGACAUAACUUAAACACUGUGCUGCUCAAAGGCUAUUGCCAGCAACCUCCGCUAACUUUUAAGGCCGAAUGUUUUCUUGCAUAUGACUCAGUGAAUGAGCUGACGUCAUGAAUCAUUCAACACACCUUAAAUAACAAUUUUAUAACUUUGACUACUCCAUUUGUUUGUACUGUACCUCUUGCAUGACAUAUAUUUUAGUGAUGAUUGAAUCUUAGAGUG